This is a messenger RNA of Mus musculus (house mouse), 4002 nucleotides long. RefSeq names its product serine (or cysteine) peptidase inhibitor, clade B, member 9 (gene Serpinb9). Lineage: Eukaryota; Metazoa; Chordata; Mammalia; Rodentia; Muridae. The record is from RefSeq and is a predicted model, not a curated record. Gene Ontology annotation, molecular function: serine-type endopeptidase inhibitor activity. The transcript has 10 exons. The coding region runs from base 1846 to 2970 and encodes 374 amino acids. Gene Ontology annotation, cellular component: cytoplasm; extracellular region.
CAUACUCAGACAGCAGAGCCAACCCAUGCAGGAACUAACUUCUGAGCAAACCAGCAGCAUCUUGGUGAGCAUUAUGGUGAGUUCUCUUCUCCAUCAAAAGGUAACACAAUUCAUGGACAUUCUGAUUUCUCCUUUUCUUGUCUUUGUUUCAACCUUAUACAAUCAACUUGUAGCAGCUUGAAUGGCCUAAUGACUUUGUUUAUUGUGUGUUUUUUAAUAGUUGUAUCAGGCAUUAGACCCUUGUGACAUAAUAAAGGCUCAAAUGGUUGAAGUUUGAGACUAAGAACAUUUACAGCACCCUAGAAGGGCUCUGACCUCAUCUGUAUACCCUAGCUGUGAGAACAGUUCUUGGGAGCUUUCUAGAAUGUAACUCUGUGUAUCCCUAUGUACAGCAAAAAUGUGUUUAUUUGUUCUCUCAAUUUGGUCAGUGUCACAACUAGAGUGGUCUGGCUAGGUCUCCUGGUUUGUUGUGUUCUUAUUUUUUCUGAACUUAAAUAACUUCUUUUGGGAAGGUUCAUAAAUUUGAAAAUAAUAAAUAAAAUUUAAAUUAAAAAAUUCCCAUUAGUGCUUACUUUCAUUAAUCAAUGUUUUUCAUUUUGAAUUAUAAUUUGCAGUUUUCUGGUUCUUUUGGUAAAAUCAGUGGGUAUCCUUAAGACAUGGAAAUGGCUGUGUGCUUAUUCUCUAAGCCCCAGUCCAUUUAGGGAAAGGUUUUUUAGUAACUAGAAAAGGGUGUACUGUCUGUUAGAACAGCUCUGGGUGAAAUGUCUUAGGAAAAGAAAAGCAAAAUCUUUCUACAGAUUCAAUUCCACAAGGCUUUUUUGUGCUCCAUACUCUCCCAUAUGACCAUUCUUCCCUAAGACUGGAUGACAUGUUGAGUAUUUCAGCCUGUUACAUGGUUUAGAAGUGUUGCUGGAUUGUGUGAUUUGUGUUCUCAUCAUCAUGUGUUUAUGGUUUAUCAGAUUUCAGUAGCAGUUAUAAUAGCAAUCUAUGUUUUAUAAUACUAUUAGGUUAAAAACUGAAUGUAGAGGGGCAGUGAGACAGCUCAUAAAGUUUGAUCUUGGACCAUGGUAGAACCUUAAGAACCUGAAGCAGGAGCGUCAUAUGUUAAAGCCAACUUAGGCUUCAAGGUGACACCCUAUCUCAAACCAAGAAGGUAUUGGUCAGGAAAGCUGUUACCCAAGUGGCCAAAGCCAAGAAGUUAUAGACAAAUGUUUCUGAUUCCUGGUCUCCUGACAGUAACUGGAUGAGUUUUAUUCUUGGUUUCCACUUGUAUUCCUUUUAUGGCAUUUGUUCAGACAAAGGCCUAUUAUACCCUAAGGCUAUAGUGUUAGAAGCAAGUAGAUACUGUUUCCAGACUGUUGGACAAAGAUACCCUAAAGGGACAUUUGUACUUCAUUUGACUAAAAACUAUUUAAACAGUGUUCCCCAGUGAAUUUCCAUUUAUCUAGGAACAUCAUGCUGAUGGAUGUAAAAUCCCAGAGCCUUCCAGAGAAAAAUUGUGUUCCAGAGAGAGAUUUCUGGUUUCUCUGACCACCAUGCAGGACAGAAUGGAGUCAAACAGCAAUGGGACAAUGAUAGGUACUCUCUUUCUACCCACCAAAGGUGGAGCACUUCCCAGCCGGAGCUACCUUCCUGCCACUGUGUGAUCCACAUUCUGAUUCUGGGACAGGAGGAGAUCAGAAGAGGUUGGAGGCUGAAAAAUAGCCAGAAGCAGCCUGUCUCCCCGCCCCUGAGCAGGAGCACAAAACCAGAAGUCCCUGCCUUGUACAGGCAGCUCUGAAAGCCUACUGGGAGCAUCAAGGCUGCAAACGCUGGAUUGAGAAGCCGCAACUGUGACUCUGCAUCAUGAAUACUCUGUCUGAAGGAAAUGGCACCUUUGCCAUCCAUCUUUUGAAGAUGCUAUGUCAAAGCAACCCUUCCAAAAAUGUAUGUUAUUCUCCUGCGAGCAUCUCCUCUGCUCUAGCUAUGGUUCUCUUGGGUGCAAAGGGACAGACGGCAGUCCAGAUAUCUCAGGCACUUGGUUUGAAUAAAGAGGAAGGCAUCCAUCAGGGUUUCCAGUUGCUUCUCAGGAAGCUGAACAAGCCAGACAGAAAGUACUCUCUUAGAGUGGCCAACAGGCUCUUUGCAGACAAAACUUGUGAAGUCCUCCAAACCUUUAAGGAGUCCUCUCUUCACUUCUAUGACUCAGAGAUGGAGCAGCUCUCCUUUGCUGAAGAAGCAGAGGUGUCCAGGCAACACAUAAACACAUGGGUCUCCAAACAAACUGAAGGUAAAAUUCCAGAGUUGUUGUCAGGUGGCUCCGUCGAUUCAGAAACCAGGCUGGUUCUCAUCAAUGCCUUAUAUUUUAAAGGAAAGUGGCAUCAACCAUUUAACAAAGAGUACACAAUGGACAUGCCCUUUAAAAUAAACAAGGAUGAGAAAAGGCCAGUGCAGAUGAUGUGUCGUGAAGACACAUAUAACCUCGCCUAUGUGAAGGAGGUGCAGGCGCAAGUGCUGGUGAUGCCAUAUGAAGGAAUGGAGCUGAGCUUGGUGGUUCUGCUCCCAGAUGAGGGUGUGGACCUCAGCAAGGUGGAAAACAAUCUCACUUUUGAGAAGUUAACAGCCUGGAUGGAAGCAGAUUUUAUGAAGAGCACUGAUGUUGAGGUUUUCCUUCCAAAAUUUAAACUCCAAGAGGAUUAUGACAUGGAGUCUCUGUUUCAGCGCUUGGGAGUGGUGGAUGUCUUCCAAGAGGACAAGGCUGACUUAUCAGGAAUGUCUCCAGAGAGAAACCUGUGUGUGUCCAAGUUUGUUCACCAGAGUGUAGUGGAGAUCAAUGAGGAAGGCACAGAGGCUGCAGCAGCCUCUGCCAUCAUAGAAUUUUGCUGUGCCUCUUCUGUCCCAACAUUCUGUGCUGACCACCCCUUCCUUUUCUUCAUCAGGCACAACAAAGCAAACAGCAUCCUGUUCUGUGGCAGGUUCUCAUCUCCAUAAAGACACAUAUACUACACAGGGAGAGUUCUCUCUUCAGUAUCCCUACCACUCCUACAGCUCUGUCAAGAUGGGCAAGUAGGGGGAAGUCAUGUUCUAAGAUGAAGACACUUUCUUCUUGUCAGCCUGAUCUUAUAAUGCCUGCAUUCAACUCUCCCUGUCUUGAAUGCAUCUAUGCCCUUUACCAGGUUAUGUCUAAUGAUGCCAAAUACCUUCUGCUAUGCUAUUGAUUGAUAGCCUAGCCAGUAAUUUAUAGCCAGUUAGAACUGACUUGACUGUGCAAGAAUGCUAUAAUGGAGCUAGAGAGAAGGCACAAACACUAGGAAAGGUUGCUGUUUUUGCAGAGGACACAGGGACAUUUCCCACCACUCACAUGGCUGCUUACAACCUCUGGAAAUUCCAGUUUCUGUCCAUGACUUGAUUCCUUUCUUUGGCUUCUACUGGCUCCAGCAUCCUGCACAUACAUGUAUCGUCAUUCAGUUACACACAAACAAGUAAAAUUUUAAAAAUAAAUAAAAAUUUAAAGAGAGAGUCUAAAAUUUUAGUAAUGGUUAGAUAAUAGCUGCUAUUGUGCCUUUUUCAGGUUUUAAUGUCAUUAUUCUUGUGUAUAAAGUCAAUAAUUUAUAGGAAAACAUCAGUGCCAUGCUGUGAUCUUAUCUUCAUCCCCUUUCAAACACAUUGUUUAACCAUCAAGCAGUGACUCUCCAUUCUUCCUCCCUUUGGACAUAUAACCACCAAUCUUCUCUCUGUCUCUGUAGCUUUAUCUAUUUUGGACAUUUUAUAUAGACUGCCUCUUUGCUAUCUUGAUAAUGUCCUUUGAUGCAUACAGAUUGCUUUUUUUCCAGUGAUGUUCUCCUUAUUUAAUACUGUUCUGAUCAUGAGGUAUGCAUGCUGCAGCUAAGAAUCUCACUACUAAAGUCAAGUAUAGAAAUAACUGUUCUUAUGUUUUCCUCCAAGGCCUUCAUGGAUUAUACCUUAUAUAUCUAGGUCACUGUUCCAGUUUGAAUUAAAUUCCAUAUGUGGUGUGGUGUUGGA